Messenger RNA from Trifolium pratense (red clover), 877 nucleotides. Its product is annotated as protein RKD4. Gene Ontology annotation, molecular function: DNA-binding transcription factor activity. The transcript is spliced from 4 exons. Bases 87 to 863 code for a protein of 258 amino acids. NCBI's taxonomy places the organism in Eukaryota, Viridiplantae, Streptophyta, Magnoliopsida, Fabales, Fabaceae. The record is from RefSeq and is a predicted model, not a curated record.
CUCUGCUCUGCUCUUAGUAGUAACUAACGUGUGUCACCACUCUCUCUCUCUCUCUCUCUCUCACACACACACACACACACUCUGCUAUGGAUUUCUUUGCAAAACCUGAAACCUCCUACUGGUUUUGUAACGAUCAAUCUCAACAAAACGACACAGACAAAAUCAUGGAUAUUACACCAUAUGAUGAUUUCGUCAACAUUGAUUGGGCAAAUCAUUUUUCAUACCAAAGUAACAAACUUUUUCUCAAUGAGUUCCAUGAUCUUGAAAAUUUCAACUUUGAUUUCAACCUUCCAAACCUUGAUGAAAAUCUUGAGGUAGAACAAAAACCCACCAAUGUUGUUUUUCCUGAAUUGGUUCAUAAUACUGAAAAAGUUGAAAGUGUUUGUGAAAGUGCUUUUUCUGAAACUUCAGAGAAAGUUGGAAAAGGUUUAAUGAGUUUUGUGAAGAAAGAGGAGGAAUGGGAGAAUCAAGAUUCACCAUUAAUCCCUUUGACAUUGCCUAGUAGUAAUGUCAUUAUGAAAAAGAAGUCAUCUUUAUUACAAUUUGAUGAGAUUAAGGAACAUUUUGAUGUUCCUAUAACAAUGGCUGCUAAGAAAAUGAAUAUUGGGGUUACCCUUUUGAAGAGGAGGUGUAGGGAACUCAAUAUCAAUAGGUGGCCUCACAGAAAAUUGAAGAGCUUGAUGCUCCUCAUUGACAACCUUAAGGAAAUGGGUUUGGAAGAUGAGGUUGCAAUGUUGGAGAAGGAAAAAAAGAUGUUGGAGGAAAUACCAGGAAUGGAAUUGAAUGCAGAAAUCAAGAAAUUAAGGCAAUCAUUUUUUAAAGCUAAUUACAAGAAGAGAAGAUCAAAUACUUUCCAUCCUUAAACUUCAUCAAUGUU